AUGUCCGACCCGUCCUCCUCGACACCCAGCCUCACGCCUCAGUCCACUGGAACCCAGGAUUCCUCCCCCAGCAUUUCAGCGAAGAAAUCACGUCGUCAGGUUGCCUUCUAUCCGAACCACAAUGCGAUCAAUAAACCGCAGAAACCGUUCAGCAGAAGCGCAGCGAAAAGGGAGAGCGUGAUGGCUCUGGGCAGCAUUGAGCACCUGCAACACUAUUUCACAAAGACUGGGAUCGCUGCGAAGAAGGAAUCUAAGCAGCAGAGGAAGGGCCUUGUGCCAGCAUUGGGCGGCGCAAACCAUAUGAAGGGACCUUCAUCUCUGGGGAGCAUUCUAGAAUUCGAACUGCCGCCUUCUCCCGUUAUACCCAUGAUACAACGACCUGCAUAUCCUCCGUAUGUCAAGACCUACGAGACAGAUCCGGAAAACCUCCGACCAGCCGUCAUCGAGGAUCUGAUCGCUGUCGAGCAUGCGUGGCGACUUACAGAUCUCGAGCAGGACACGGAGCCAGAUCCCGGACUGCUUGGGGUGGACAAAACGCGUUCGUCUACUAAUCUCGAUGUGCUAACCCUACUGAAGACGACCACCUACACGAUCCGGUCCGUGCGAAACUAUCUCGUCUCUCUCCCUGACGAAACCGUCGACUCUCACCGACAGCACUUCCGCCCAGCCUCUCUGGCCUCGAGCGCGCCCGCGCCCAAGCGUCUCGUUUCACAACCAAACGACCCAUCGGACCCCUUGACAUUGAUCCGGCGCUCCGCGCUUGAUGUGCUGACAGUAUUGCGUGCGCUGGAAGAAUCUUCCCGAUUACCCCUUUCGGACGACGCGUAUGAUGCGCAAAGCGACCACGGAUCACACCAGGGCUCACGCGUCGCCUCCCCAUCUCAUUUCUUAGAGGAUAACGAGCAUGAAGAAGUGGAUGCUGAAACCUCUUUCGCGUUCUCAGUUGUUCAAGUACAGGGACGGAACGACUCAGUCUUAGUCUGGGAAGAAGAGGAUGCGGAUAUGAAUCCCGCGAGCGAGGAAGGGAAAGAGACAAAAGAAGGAUGGGAUGAUCGUGUCCUCGCUGGUGGUUGGUUGUAUAAGCAGGACGUGAAGUUGGACGCAGUGAAGAAGGAACAGGAGGUAGUGGGGUAUUAUUUGAAUGUGGUGGAUGAGGUGUUAUUCGGCGGGCGGAAGGGGGGUACAAGGGGGUGGGAUAGGGAGCGAGACAAGCUCGCAAGGAAAGAGGUUGAACGAGACGAGCGAUCCAAAAGCCGACGUGUGAGUGCACCUACCGAAAUGUUGAGCGGUGAAGGGGGAAUAGGGCACAAAGCAAGACGGGUUGUCUCGAUGGACAUGAUGAACACGAUGCGGGUCACAGAGGAGCCCGAAGAAAUGGAUGCUGUUGAGGAAGACGAAGAAGGUUACGGUCCGAGUGUGCAAGAUGAGGACUUACCGGAGUGGGCGAAACGGACCUCGUUUGCGGAGAACUCGUUGUCGCGCGCACAUGCCCUGCUCAUUUCCCUCUUGCCUACCAACUUGCUAGCACUCCUGCCGCGUGAGCUCGAUCGUACAGAGCUGUUGCUGACGCUAUCAUCGGGGCAGGCGCUAUGUGUAGCCUACAACGUUGGUGUCCGUCGCUCGCGCAAACCUUGGGGAUAUAUCAGCAAAGAGGCGAUCCACGAUAUCUUGGCUCUAGAACAGGCGCAGUCUGCUUCGGGCGAGAAUGAGGAUAAGGGGCGAAAAGGAUGGACUUUCCGACGUUCGGACAAUCUGCGUCUAUGGGCUGCCGCUCUCAAGCUUCGCUAUCUCAUACCCAUAGUCGCCCCCUCUCCGCCGCUUGGGUCAGCCAUUAAACCAUCCUCAUCAGAUUCAACUCCGAUGACUUCUCCCUUACCGUCAACUAUCAAAUUUCCUAACACGGAACCCCAAGUGUACUUCGACGCACGAACCGUCGCACGGAGAGACGAAGGUUGGGAAGAAAUGUUGGAACAGAUUCUGGAAAGAUGGGUACAGGCUGUUGUUGAUGAACGAAGGGCGCAGCACUGA
Molecule: messenger RNA, 2028 nt
Organism: Heterobasidion irregulare TC 32-1
Lineage: Eukaryota; Fungi; Basidiomycota; Agaricomycetes; Russulales; Bondarzewiaceae
Exons: 3
Coding region: 1-2028 (675 amino acids)
Source: RefSeq, a predicted model, not a curated record